Molecule: messenger RNA, 1501 nt
Organism: Amblyraja radiata (thorny skate)
Lineage: Eukaryota; Metazoa; Chordata; Chondrichthyes; Rajiformes; Rajidae
Gene: ssbp4
Product: single stranded DNA binding protein 4
Exons: 18
Coding region: 368-1501 (377 amino acids)
Biological process (GO): positive regulation of transcription by RNA polymerase II
Cellular component (GO): nucleus
Molecular function (GO): protein binding; single-stranded DNA binding
Source: RefSeq, a predicted model, not a curated record
UUUUGUUCCUCCUCCCGGGGAAACGCUGCUGCAGGGACGGGGAGGGAAGGGAUUUCCUUGCAAAGUUUUGCAUUUUAAAACGUCUAUCCUCCCUUGCGUUUUAACUCUUUGAAAUCUACCCAUAAUUGCGGAUCGUCCGCGAAAGCUCCGCUGAAGAUAUCACCUCGCCGGCUGCGUUUUAAUGUGGUUUUAUUUGACGGGGGGGCGAAUUGAGAAAAAUUCAGAAUUCAGAAUUUCUUCCAUUUUAAAAAAAUAAAUCUUUUUUUUUUUUUUUCCACCCCCGACUCGUUCGUUUUGGAAAUCUUUUGGAAAAUUUAGAUUCCAUAUUAUUGGGGGAAAAAAGGGAAACGUAUUCGCAGCCGGGGGAAUGGUUUGUAGCUGUGAUAAGAUGUUAGCGCUGUAUGUAUACGAAUAUUUACUCCACAUUGGGGCACAGAAAUCCGCACAGACUUUCCUCUCGGAGAUACGUUGGGAAAAGAAUAUUACUCUGGGAGAACCGCCUGGCUUCCUGCACUCCUGGUGGUGUGUGUUCUGGGAUCUGUACUGUGCAGCUCCUGAUAGACGGGAAACCUGCGAGCACUCCAGCGAAGCCAAGGCCUUUCACGAUUAUAGUGCCGCGGCAGCACCGAGCCCCGUGCUGGGCAGCAUGACUCCCGGUGAGGGGCCACCAGGGGUCCCCCUGCCGCCCGGCUUCUUCCAGGGCCCUCCGGGAUCACAGCCAACGCAACACAGCCAGACUCCUCGACACAACCCCAACAACCCCAUCAUGGGACCCCACGGUCAGUCCUUCAUGUCUCCGCGCUACCCCGGAGGACCACGGAACUCCAUCCGAAUAACAGCGCAGCCUCCCAUAGGAGUGCCAGGGUCUCAGCCACUGUUGCCAAGCGCCAUGGACCCCGCGAGGCAGCAAGGGCACCCGGGUAUGGUUGGUCCGAUGCAGAGAAUGACGGCUCCUCGAGGAAUAUCAGUGAUGGGACCUCAGAAUUACGGAGGUGCAAUGAGGCCCCCGCCGAACUCUUUAGGAGGCCCUGGAAUGCCCGGAUUGAAUCUUGGUCCGGGCGGUGGGAGAUCGUGGCCAAAUCCACCCAGUGCUAACUCGAUACCAUACUCCUCCUCAUCGCCAGGCAGUUAUGUGGGCCCACCAGGGAGCGGACCACCGGGAACGCCGAUCAUUCCCAGCCCCGGAGAUUCCACCAAUUCCAGUGAGAACAUGUACACAAUGAUGAAUCCCAUCGGACCCGGAGGGAAUCGACCAGGGUUCCCAAUGGGGCCUGGAGCGGAGGGACCGCUUGGUGGAAUGGCGGGCAUGGAGCCCCAUCACAUGAAUGGAACAUUAGGUUCUGGUGAUAUUGAUGGAUUGUCAAAGAAUUCCCCAAACAACAUGACAGGGAUCAGCAAUCCUCCGGGAACUCCACGCGAUGACAGCGAGAUGGCGGGAAACUUCUUAAAUCCUUUCCAAAAUGAAAGUCAGUACUCGCCCAGUAUGACAAUGAGUGUGUGA